AUGGCGGCGUUCACCAUCCCCACUAUCGACCUCAGUGCAUACUUGCAACACCCUGACUCGUCGGAUGCAGACACGGUCGUCGAGCAGAUCCGGACCGCCUGUGCCACCAGUGGCUUUUUCCAGCUCGUUGGACACGGCAUUCCAAAGCAGCUCCAAGACCAGGCAUUCGCAGCUGCCAGAACCUUUUUCGACCUUCCCGAUGAAGAGAAGCGUAAGCUCAGCGGCAACCCCAGCCGCGGCUACGAGCUCAUUGGAACUCAAUCCCUCGAGCAUGGGAAGAAGCCCGACUUGAAAGAGGGCUUCUUCAUUGGGCGCGAGGUGUCCGGCUCCGGCCUCGUCCCAGUACCGCCGUUCCGCCCCUUUCAAGAGCCGAACGUCUGGCCGAGUACAGACCUGGUCCCUGACUCGCAAUUCAAGACCCCUCUGCUGGAGUACCAUCGCGCAGUAUUAGAUCUGUCAUUCAAGCUGAUGCGGAUCCUCGCAUCCGGCAUGAAAAAUUUCGACACCAGUGUCUUCGCCGAAUUCUGUCAUGAGCCCAUUGCGUCGGUCCGACUGCUUCAUUAUCCUCCUCACCCGGAAACCGACGAUCCGAGUCUCGUAGGUGCCGGGGCACAUACGGAUUUCGGGGCCAUCACACUCUUACUCCAAGAUGGCAAUUCGGGGCUGCAGGUGUUGAACCAGGAGACGAACGACUGGGUGGACGUGGCGCCGCGGGAGGAUGCUUACGUGGUCAAUAUCGGAGACAUGCUGGAUGUCUGGACCGGCGGCGCUUACAAAAGCACCGUUCAUCGAGUCAUCAACACCUCGGGCGCGGAGAGAUAUUCCAUCCCCUUCUUCUUGGAUGGCAAUCCCGACUGUACCAUCCAAUCUCUGGACGCAUCGGGAUCGGCAGGGGAAGGAAAGACCUUUACUGUAGAGCAGCACAUGUUGUCACGCUAUGCUGCCAGCUAUAAAACAUGA
Capronia epimyces CBS 606.96 is the source of this 960-nucleotide messenger RNA. RefSeq lists its product as uncharacterized. Gene Ontology annotation, molecular function: dioxygenase activity. Bases 1 to 960 code for a protein of 319 amino acids. The record is from RefSeq and is a predicted model, not a curated record. The transcript has 2 exons. NCBI's taxonomy places the organism in Eukaryota, Fungi, Ascomycota, Eurotiomycetes, Chaetothyriales, Herpotrichiellaceae.